AAUCUGGACUACUUUCAAUCUGCUCGCUGUCGACGGCGGUCGCCUAUACCUCGUCGCUUCUUGUACAGCUCAGUGCGUCCUCAGCUCUGUUCCACACGAGUACCGGGUCUUUGCCGCGGUCGGAUUCUUGCGUUAGAAAAAGAGUGCAACGAAAACGAGCGAAAGAGAUGCUUUCCAAACUCAUCGUCCUGUCGUGCCUGGUGGCGGUGGCCAUCUGCGAGUCCAAGCUGAAGGUGGACGUGGUGAGCGUGCCCGAGGGCUGCACCGUCAAGUCGAAGAACGGCGACAUGCUGACGAUGCACUACACCGGCAAGCUGACCGACCGAACCAAAUUCGACUCCAGCUUCGACCGUGACCAGCCUUUCACGUUCCAGCUCGGAGCCGGCCAGGUUAUCAAAGGAUGGGACCAGGGACUGACAGACAUGUGCGUCGGUGAGAAGCGUAUGCUGACCAUCCCGCCAGAGCUCGGCUACGGUGACCGAGGUGCCGGAAACGUCAUCCCCGGCGGUGCCACCCUCGUGUUCGACGUCGAGCUGAUCAACAUCGGCGACUCGCCCCCAACCACCAACGUGUUCAAGGAGAUCGACGAGAACAAGGACAUGCAGCUGAGCCGCGAGGAGGUGAGCGAGUACCUGAAGAAGCAGAUGGUCGCCGCCGACGGGGGCCAGGAGUCGGAGGACAUCAAGAACAUGAUCGCCGAGCACGACAAGCUGGUGGAGGAGAUCUUCCAACACGAAGACAAGGACAAGAACGGCUACAUCUCGCACGACGAGUUCUCCGGACCGAAGCACGACGAGCUGUAAGACUGUGCCCCCCCGCCCUUCCAUGGGAUAGUGUCCCCUGGCCGUGGGACGUGGACGGGAGCAGUCGUUUCCGUCGGUUUUUUAGUAAUUUUAUUAUAAUUAUCUUCCACCUUACGUUUUACAAAAUACGUCGAUGAAAUCAACGUCCAACUUACGGUUCUAUUUAACGUACGUUAGUUAGUACGCGAGACACAACUCACCGACACUCACAACGCAGACGCAGAGUUGGGGACUUUGUUCGUACGGUUUCGAACAGUUGUUAGUGGUUUGUUGAUUUUUGGUAGUUAGUCCUUUUUUGUUCCGUUGAAUGGUAGUGUUUCGUUUGUGCGGGUGGGAAAGCUUUAUUUUAAAAGAAAUUACACGUUCAAAAAGAGACAGCGAGAGAUGCAGUUGCACACUCUAAACAACAGCACAUUUCUCCCAAACGGAAACAAACGCACAUCAUCGCCGUUGCACGGUUCGAAGUGCACAUAUGCAGCGCAUAUACCGACAAGCAUAAGCAGCAUAAUCAUUCCCAUUCGUUUUCUCUUGCUUUCGGUUUUGGUCGUGUAAAUACAUUCACAUCACGCGGAAUAGUACUUGGGGGUGGGUGAGCGAUCGUGUUUCAGUUUUAGAGGAAUAUGAUUGUAGGAACGCCAUUGAGCAUUGCGAAAACGUGUCCACAUCAUCACAUGGUAACGACUACAAUGUACACGAACAAUACAUAUCACAGGAGCAAGAAGAACAACAACCAUAACACACAAACACGGAAAAUAAACUAUUUGUACGAAAAGGAA
This is a messenger RNA of Anopheles arabiensis, 1579 nucleotides long. It is a transcript of the gene Fkbp14, whose product is annotated as FK506-binding protein 2. The transcript is spliced from 5 exons. Bases 168 to 803 code for a protein of 211 amino acids. NCBI's taxonomy places the organism in Eukaryota, Metazoa, Arthropoda, Insecta, Diptera, Culicidae. The record is from RefSeq and is a predicted model, not a curated record. Gene Ontology annotation, molecular function: calcium ion binding; peptidyl-prolyl cis-trans isomerase activity.